CAGCGGGCGCCCCUCCUCGCGGGGGCCGGGCGCGCGGGGAAAGAAGCGCUGACUGCGGUGGGAGGCGGCGGCGACCCUGGCACCGAGGAAGCAUGGCUGAGUAUUCGCGGUUGCGGAGCUGCCUGGCGCUGAUUCGCCUCCGAAACCCACCGCUCAACCCAAUCAGCAUAGCUGUCUUCAAUGGAUUAAAAGAGGGACUACAGAAAGCUAUAACAGACCCUACAGUAAAAGCCAUUGUGAUUUGUGGAGCAGAUGGCAACUUCUCUGCAGGUGCUGAUAUCCAUGGCUUCAGUGCUCCUGUUAAUUCUAAGUUCACAUUAGGAAAUUUAGUAGAUGAAAUGCAGAGAAGUGAGAAGCCCCUGGUGGCAGCAAUCCAAGGCAUGGCUUUAGGAGGCGGACUAGAGCUGGCCCUGGGCUGCCACUAUAGGAUUGCCCAUGCAGAGGCUCAAGUUGGCUUCCCAGAAGUCAAAUUAGGACUUCUUCCUGGUGCAAGAGGAUCCCAGCUUCUCCCCAGGCUCAUUGGAGUUCCUGCUGCCCUUGAUUUAAUUACCUCAGGAAGACAUGUUUUGGCAGAUGAAGCACUCAAGCUGGGUAUUCUAGAUGAAAUUGUCAACUCAGACCCAGUUGAAGAAGCAAUCAAAUUAGCCCAGAGAGUUUUAGAUCAGUCUCUAGAGUCCCGUAGACUCUUCAACAAGCCAGUGCAGAGCUUGCCCAACAUGGACUCUAUUUUCAGUGAAGCCCUUCUGAAGAUGCGGAAGCAGUACCCUGGGUGCCUUUCUCAGGAGACUUGUGUCCGUGCAGUCCAGGCUGCCGCACAGUAUCCCUAUGAGGUGGGCAUCAAGAAGGAGGCGGAGCUGUUUAUGUACCUUCGGCAAUCGGGGCAGGCUAGAGCCCUGCAGUAUGCUUUCUUGGCUGAGAGGAAUGCAAAUAAGUGGUCAGUUCCCUCUGGAGCAUCCUGGAAAACGGCGUCGGCAAGGCCCAUCUCCUCAGUGGGCGUUCUCGGCUUGGGAACAAUGGGUCGAGGCAUUGUCAUUUCUCUUGCAAAGGCCAAGAUUCCUGUGAUUGCCGUAGAAUCAGACAAGAAGCAGCUAGAAACUGCUAACAAGAUAAUAACCUCCUUCUUUGUAAGGGAAGGCUUGAAAAUGCAGCAGAGUGGCCACACUUGGUCAGGACCAAAACCCAGGUUAACUACAUCUUUGAAGGAGCUUAGUAGUGUAGAUUUAGUCAUUGAAGCAGUAUUUGAGGAAAUGAAUCUGAAGAAGCGGGUCUUUGCUGAACUGUCAGCUGUGUGCAAGCCAGAAGCUUUUUUGUGCACCAAUACAUCAGCCCUGGACAUUGAUGAGAUUGCUUCAUCCACUGAUCGUCCUCACUUGGUCAUUGGCACCCAUUUCUUCUCACCAGCUCAUGUCAUGAAGUUGUUAGAGGUUAUUCCCAGCCGAUACUCUUCCCCCACUACUAUUGCCACUGUUAUGAACUUAUCAAAAAAGAUAAAAAAAUUUGGAGUAGUUGUAGGCAAUUGUUUUGGAUUUGUUGGGAAUCGAAUGUUGAAUCCUUAUUACAAUCAGUCGUAUUUCUUGUUGGAAGACGGCAGUAAGCCAGAGGAGAUUGAUGAGGUGCUGGAGGACUUUGGUUUCAAAAUGGGACCUUUUAGAGUGUCCGAUCUUGCUGGGUUAGAUGUGGGUUGGAAAUCUCGAAAGGGGCAAGGUCUUACUGGACCUACGUUGCCUCCAGGGACUCCUGCCCGAAAGCGAGGCAACAGGAGAUAUUGCCCAAUUCCUGAUAUGCUCUGUGAAUCAGGACGAUUUGGCCAGAAGACAGGUGAGGGUUGGUACCAAUAUGACAAGCCAUUGGGUAGGAUUCACAAACCUGAUCCCUGGAUUUCCAAACUUCUGUCACAGUACAGGGAAACCUAUCACAUUGAACCACGUAUCAUUAGCAAGGAUGAGAUUCUUGAGCGCUGCUUAUAUUCGCUCAUUAAUGAAGCAUUCCGUAUCUUGGGAGAUGGGAUAGCUGCCAGCCCAGAGCACAUUGAUGUUAUCUAUUUACAUGGGUAUGGAUGGCCAAGGCACAAGGGUGGGCCCAUGUUCUAUGCUUCCACAGUUGGGUUGCCCACAGUGCUAGAGAAGUUGCAGAAAUACUACAGGCAGAAUCCUGAUAUUCCCCAACUAGAGCCUUGUGACUAUCUGAAAAAAUUGGCUUCCCAAGGAAACCCUCCUCUGAAAGAAUGGCAAAGGUUGGCAGGACCCCCCAGCAGUAAAUUGUGAUUCAGCCUUUCAGGUUAUGCCUCACAGGCUGGCAUCAGGUCAUGCUCACUGAGCAUUAAAUUUAAACCCAAAGGUCCAAAGUAAGAUUGCUCUGAAAUACAAAGCUAAAGAAAUAAUCAGCUAAGCCUCCUCUUUGGGUCUUCUGCCUGAUGAUUCUAAUGGGUCAAAUAUUCAUUAAUGUGCUUCCUAUGCCUCUGAAUCUGUCCCUACCAGAUAAACUAUUCCAAUCCCAACGAAUAAACUCACGUGAAUACCUUUAUAGCUAAGAAGAGAGCCUCAGGAAUAAGUUGAGGUACCCAAAUGCUUUUAUCAUUGGAGAAAUAUGUAAUCAAUUAACAACUGAUAAAAGCAACUAAGUUGUAAAUUAAUUUUGACCCCCUUCAGCCUCACACACAUAGCACUAAUAGGAAAUCUUACGGAUCCUUCAUUCAAUAAACAUUCAUUGUGCCUCCCCUGAGCAUCUUGCACAGCACUUGACAGACCUAGAGCCCAGGCGGGCAUUAAUCCAGCAUGGAUGCCUGUGAUGAAGUUCAGUCCAUAGUCUCAGGCGUGUAAUGGAGAUAGUUGUCAGGGUUGAGUCAGCAGUGAAGGUCAUUGUGAGUGAGCAUGAAAAGCUGCCCAAGGGAAGGCAGAGUGUCAAAGAUAGAACAGAGUUGAAGUUAUAGGCAAGACCCAGUUGGGAAUUGGUGAGGAGCCCUGUACUUCAGACCAGAAUGGGGAACUCAGAGUAGCUUGGCAAGUCAUGCUCAGUAUAUCGCUUCUGUCCAAGGCCCACUCACACAUGUUCACAGUUGUGCUUGCUGCCUGCAAGGGGCUCAGUAAUGUUUGUUGAUAAUUACCUGGAGAUCAGGGGAUGUCCUGGUCUUUCUUUACUCUUCUAUUCAUGGAGAAAUAAUAGUAGUAUGUUGUUGACUUAGUGUAAGAAGGGAUCUUAGAGAACAUCUAACCUCCUCUGAUUCUGUCCUUGAUUUAGAUUCUGUAAUGAUGCCAGUUUUCCUAUCAUGAUAAGCCUUUGUGUUAUUGGGUGUGAAAAUGGUUGCGUCUUGAAAAAUCCAAAAUUAUUAUAAAACAAAUUUUUUAUAAUUUUGUUAUAAUUAUAAGACUUCUCUUUUAAUGUUUUAUGUGGUUGGUUAACAGUUGGGGGGUUGGUCAACACAAAAACUCGUACACAGAUGUUUUCAUCAGAAUUAUUCAUAGUAGCCCCAAAUUGGAAACAAAGUAAAUGUCCAUCACUGAUGGGUAGAUAAACAAAGUGCAGAAUAGCCAUACAAUAGACUAUUCAGCCAUAAAAAGAGAUGAAGUACUGAUACAUGCUACAACAUGAUGGACCUUGAAAAUAUUUUACUAAGUGAAAGAACCCAGUCACAAAGGCCACAUAUUGUAUGGACAUUUAUAUGAAAUGUUCAGAAUAGGCAAAUCUAUAGCAACAGAAAGCAGAUAGAGGUUGCCUAAAGCUGGAAUGAUUGGGGAUGAGAAAUGGGGAGUGACUGCAAAUAGUACAGGAUUUCUUUAUGGGUUAAUGAAAAUGUUCUGAAAUCAUUGUGGUGAUGGUUACAUAAGUCUGUGAAUCUACUAAAAACUAUUGAGUUGUAUACCUUAAAUGGGUUAAUUACAUGGUGUGUAAUUAUAUCUCAAUAAAGAUUUUAAUAAAUAAGUAAAUAAAUGGGCUCAAGUUGUUGGCCUUCAGUGUUGAUGCUGUUUUCAAAAUAUUUUUACCUGUGAAUUCAAACAAAACCAUCAAAAGUUCUGAUAGAGAAGUCUUGAAUGAAUAUACUAUGUUUUUCAUUGUAAAAACAACAAUAAAAAACCAAAACACCCUUAAAGUUUGCCUCGCAUUGCAGCUCAAUUUUGAAUAGUUUUUAAGAUGUAUAUUGCUGGAGUUUAUAUAAAUUGGUUCUUGAAAUUAAAGACAUCAAUAUAAAAGAUUCCUGAAAGUAGUAA
Molecule: messenger RNA, 4205 nt
Organism: Myotis daubentonii (Daubenton's bat)
Lineage: Eukaryota; Metazoa; Chordata; Mammalia; Chiroptera; Vespertilionidae
Gene: EHHADH
Product: enoyl-CoA hydratase and 3-hydroxyacyl CoA dehydrogenase
Biological process (GO): fatty acid beta-oxidation
Cellular component (GO): peroxisome
Molecular function (GO): (3S)-3-hydroxyacyl-CoA dehydrogenase (NAD+) activity; NAD+ binding
Source: RefSeq, a predicted model, not a curated record